CCCGGGACACUAAUUCUGUGUCUCUGACUGCAGGGGGAGAAGAUGUCGCUUGUGGAAGGGCCUCUAAAUGUGCUCGGCCAGAGAACCACUGGCGAGUCUGUCCGCACUCAGAAUGUUAUGGCAGCAUCCUCCAUCGCCAACAUUGUGAAGAGUUCCCUUGGUCCUGUUGGUCUGGAUAAAAUGUUGGUGGAUGAUAUUGGUGAUGUAACCAUUACUAAUGAUGGAGCAACUAUUCUGAAGCUCCUGGAGGUUGAGCACCCUGCUGCCAAGGUGCUUUGUGAGUUGGCUGAUCUACAGGAUAAGGAAGUGGGAGAUGGAACCACUUCAGUGGUGAUCAUUGCUGCUGAGUUGUUAAAGAGUGCAGACGAACUUGUAAAACAAAAAAUUCAUCCCACUUCUGUAAUUGGUGGAUAUCGUCUUGCAUGCAAAGAAGCGGUACGAUACAUCAAUGAAAACAUGACCAUUAACACAGAUGAACUGGGAAGAGAGUGCCUCAUCAAUGCAGCUAAAACCUCUAUGUCCUCCAAAAUCAUUGGCUGCGAUGCUGACUUUUUUGCCAAUAUGGUGGUCGAUGCUGCACUUGCGGUUAAAUUCACAGAUGGAAAGGGACUGGCUCGCUACCCAAUCAACUCUGUCAAUGUGUUGAAAGCACAUGGACGCAGCCAGAAAGAGAGUUUCCUUGUAAAUGGAUAUGCAGUUAAUUGCACUGUUGGCUCACAAGAAAUGGUCAAGCGUGUAGCCAACGCAAAGAUUGCCUGCUUGGAUUUCAGCCUGCAGAAGACUAAAAUGAAGCUAGGUGUCCAAGUAGUUAUCAGUGACCCAGAAAAACUGGACCAGAUCAGACAAAGAGAGUCUGAUAUUACAAAGGAGAGAGUACAAAAGAUUCUGUCCACUGGUGCCAAUGUUAUCCUGACCACUGGUGGCAUCGAUGACAUGUGCCUUAAGUACUUUGUCGAUGCAGGGGCCAUGGCUGUGCGAAGAGUUGCGAAGAGGGACCUGAAGCGCAUUGCUAAAGCAUCCGGAGCCACCAUAUGCUCUACACUGUGUAACCUCGAGGCAGAGGAGAGUUUUGAAGCAACAUUAUUGGGACAAGCUGAGGAGGUUGUUCAGGAAAGAAUAUGUGAUGAUGAACUCAUACUUAUCAAGAACACCAAGGCUCGUACAUCUGCCUCCAUUAUCCUGCGUGGCGCCAAUGACUUCAUGUGUGAUGAAAUGGAGCGCUCUCUGCAUGAUGCUCUCUGUGUUGUUAAGAGAGUGCUAGAGUCCAAGUCUGUAGUUCCAGGGGGUGGUGCAGUGGAAGCCGCCCUCUCAAUCUACCUUGAGAACUAUGCGACUAGCAUGGGUUCCCGUGAGCAGCUGGCAAUAGCUGAAUUUGCCAGGUCUCUGUUGGUUAUUCCCAAGACAUUGGCAGUUAAUGCUGCUCAGGAUUCGACAGAUCUAGUUGCCAAGUUGCGUGCUUUCCACAAUGAAGCCCAGGUCAACCCAGAACGUAAAAAUCUGAAAUGGAUUGGUCUGGACUUGGUCAAUGGAAAACCCAGAGACAACAAGCAAGCUGGUGUCUAUGAACCAACUAUGGUGAAAACCAAAAGUCUCAAGUUUGCAACAGAGGCUGCAAUUACUAUUCUGAGAAUCGAUGACCUCAUCAAGCUGUUCCCAGAACAAAAGGAUGAUGGAAAGUCUUACCAGGAAGCAGUUCAGAGUGGGUCGCUUGCAGGCUGAGGUGUACCAACACUAGGCUAGUCAACUGUUAGUACUAUAAUUUAUACAAAUGUUACCAUGUGUUUGUAGUUCAUUUGAUAUUUCUCAAACUUUUACUUGAUCAGGUGCUUUAUGUGUCUGAAAAGUAGAAUAUUGGACAGUCAAAUAAAAACACAAAACAUUAA
Polyodon spathula (Mississippi paddlefish) is the source of this 1883-nucleotide messenger RNA. RefSeq names its product T-complex protein 1 subunit alpha. Gene Ontology annotation, cellular component: chaperonin-containing T-complex. Gene Ontology annotation, molecular function: ATP-dependent protein folding chaperone; ATP binding; ATP hydrolysis activity. Lineage: Eukaryota; Metazoa; Chordata; Actinopteri; Acipenseriformes; Polyodontidae. The record is from RefSeq and is a predicted model, not a curated record. The transcript is spliced from 12 exons. Gene Ontology annotation, biological process: protein folding. Bases 43 to 1719 code for a protein of 558 amino acids.